UGUGUGGCAACCAGCUGCUUUUGCUCGCUGGAUGUUCGACUCAACGCACGCGUUCCCUUGCCAACCGACGAACAAAUUAUGCUGUUGCCGCAGCCACUGACUACCAACAACUCUCUGACGCCACUAGCACCACCGCCAACGCCAGAACCACCGACAACGUCACCGCCGUCGUCAUAGUCAUCGUCGGCGCUGCAUGCCAUUGCCUUUGCUCUUUACUGCUCCGGUGCUCUGUUUAUUGGUGGCCCAUGUCGGACACUUGGCUCGACUUGCUGUGCUGCCGAGGAAAUUCAGUCAUUACAGACGCGCGCGCUAAGAAGGUUCGUUACAUACGGAUAUUUACUGUUAGAGAGUUAAAAAUUUUCAUUUUCAAUAUACUUGUAAAUACUGUGUAAAAAAAGGUAUAAAAAAUUUACACGUGUAUUUGUGCGUUGUCGUUUGACAUGGACCAUAGUUAAUCGCCGUUGAUUGACAGUUCGCCAAUUUGAAAUCGAAAGUGUUCUUCGCAACCAUUGACACAUUGCGCGUUGGCUAUAAUUAACGGUUACACUGGUUAACGGAGCCGUAUUUGUUAAAUGAAAAUAUUUUUGGAAAUACAAAAUAUAACGGUAAAACAUAACACCUUUAAAGGGGAGUUAGUGAAUGAUUUAGUUAAAAAAUGCAAAAUUUUAAUGAGAUUCCAAUCUACACAUGUAUGUACAAAUCUCCGACCCAAUUUUGGCUUUAAAUAAAAUGUUUUGAGUUCUUGCCUCACAGCAUAAACCGUUAAAGUGAUUUUAUUGUCAAAAACGGAGACAACAUAAAAGCAAACAAACGUAAACUAACAUUGUCGUUCUCUUAAAUUUAAACUUAACGGUAAAUGUGUGCUUUUUAAUCGUGUGAAUAACAGUUAAGGCCAAGGACCCAAAAAACUAAAUUUUGAAACAGCUUGGUCAUUAUCAAUAAUCGCAAGGCUUCUAAAAGGCUUGGUAAUUUUUUGAUUUUUCAGUGUCACGACACCAACGGAUUUUUCGUCCUCUUGGUAUGCUAUCAAAGUAGUUACAACAAAAUUGUCUGAAUUCAUAAUUGAGGCGAUUUCAGCACAACACAGACUAUUUUCGUAAGUUCUACAAAUAAACACUCACAAUGUGGCACUGGCUGGAAAUUACAUUGAUAUUCCUCAUCUUUCAAGAUUACACACAAAGUUUGCGGCUGGUCGAAGUGCGAAUACCAAAUUACGUGGUUAAGGGCUCAUCAGCACAACUGGAAUGCCUCUAUGAUUUGGACGGCGAGUCGCUGUACUCGGUGAAGUGGUACAAGGACGGCAACGAAUUCUAUCGAUACGUGCCACGAGACAUGCCACCAGCACAAACGUUUCUGCUGCCAGGUGUAGCAGUUGAGCUUCACAAUUCCAGCGAUGCCAUAGUUACGCUACAUAAUGUCAACCUACAGUCGGCGGGUCGUUUCCGCUGCGAAGUUUCCGGCGAGGCGCCUUCUUUUCAGACAGUCACUGAACAUGGUGAUAUGGUUGUGGUCUCUCUACCUGAUCAGGGUCCACCGAAAAUUACUGGUGGUCGUCCACGCUACCAAGUCGGCGACUGGGUGCGCGUAAACUGUACAGUUGGCCGCUCAAAGCCUGCCGUUGAUCUGUCAUGGUUCGUUAAUGGGGAACCAGUUGAACCGCGGACUUUGCGCAAAUAUCCCUCGGUCAUAUCUGGACGUGAAGGCUUGGAAACUUCCAUCUUAGGCUUACAGUUUCGGGUUGAACAGCAUCAUUUUCGAAACAGCGAUAUGAAACUAAAGUGCGUUGCAUCGCUGUCCACCUUGUAUUGGCGCAGCAACGAAGAGUCCGUCGAGGGCGAUCGCCCACAAAAAGCGCCCGUCUUAGAGUCGCGCGAAACCGUUUACGCCAGCAAUUCGCGCGCCGAUCCAGUGCAAGGUAUGUCACUCCGGGAAAUAUUUGUUACCAAAAUCUUAUCGUUUUUCAUUCAACCAAAUGCAGCCAGCAAAACGGACUCACACCUAGUGGCGCAUGCGCCCAGUUUGUUGCUGUUGCUGCUGGUGGCGACGGCCAUUGCCAGCGGCUGCCACGAACAAUUGCACCUGUGGCAGCAGUUGUUCACCAAGCAGCCUACGAGGCGCCUGCAUGACAAUUGUAAGCAAAAGCACCAACAACAAAAACGAAAAGACAUCGAACAAGGCGCGCAACAAAAAAAGGAACAAGCAACAGCGCAGCAAGAGCGGCAUGAGCAGCAACAACGAAAGACAGAUAAGCAAUUAAUGCAAUGGCAGCAGCAGCAGAAACAGCUUGUAAAACGAAUUGUUACCGGCGAAAUCAAUCAGUUGAUGAGCACAGAAUACCAAACUAUAAUGCCACUGUUCCAAUACCAGCAGCAGCAGCAACAAAAAAACAACCAAUACUGGCAACAACAAUCAGCGGAGAAUCAAGUGUGCCGACAGCAUUGGCAUGUUAAUGAGAACAAUGAAGGCGUGGUACGGAAGUGCAAAAGCGCGCCCGAAUUAAAAUUUGUUAAUUUUUAUGCGGAAAUGCUUCCGGCAUUGACAGCAUUGACAACAACAUCCGCUGCAGCGACAUAUGCCACUUUCGCCGUUGCUCAUUGCGGCGCUGAUGACGUUGCUGCGGAUGCCGCCGAUGUUGUCACAGCUGUCGCCGCGGCAUUGCCAAUUAAACGAUUGCUGGCUGUGAGGUAACUGCGCUGCGCAGCGGUGAAAGAAGUGUAAGCGAAAAGAAACUCUACCAUAACUGGACUGUCGUGUCGCAAUGCUGCAGGAUAACGAGCCAUGCAACUGAACUAUUGGCCAAAUACAAGAACAAGCGAAAGAAGGACAAAAAUGAAAAGUGUAAAUUUAAUUUCAAUAAAUUCGAAGGCCGUCAGUCGAAUGGUAUUACUGCCGAUGACGCUUUGGAUUGAACAACUACAGAUGCGGCAAAAAAGUGAAAACUUCGUUUAAAACCAAUUUGCUUAAAUAAAAUGCAGUAACUGAAAAACCAACAAAUUAAUUAUUUAAAGCAAAAAUUUUCCAAAAAAGUGAAAUUACAUAAAUUAAAAACAUAAUGUGGGGGAGAAUGAAAUCAAAACUACAAGCUUUUGUGUUGAUAGUUUAGGUGUACCUGUGUGUGUGAGUGAAUGUGAUAUAAGUGUUUGUGGGUUCGUAAGCAUGUAAGAACCAUUCGAAAACAGUUAGAAACAGUGAAAAUACUUACUUAUAAUUAUGUAUCUGUAAAUAUAAAUGAAAAGGAACUACUGAUAUUUUAAUAAAUUUAUUUAUAAUUGAUGGAAAACAAUUAAAAUAGUUGAAAUUCAAUUACCAUACAGUUAGAAUUAGACUCAAUGUCUAGUCUAAAUGAACAAUGAAUAUUUACAUACUUAACAUACAAAUUACUGUUAAAUGUAAUUAGCUAGCAAAAAAUAAAAUUUAAACCAAAAUAGAAUUGUUACAUUUGCUUAUAGACGGUGAAGUGCACGGAGAUGUCGUCUGAGGCAAUAAUUUCUAGGUUUUCGAGAUUUUCUUAAUAAAGUGUAUUAUUUGUUUUAUAUAUAUACAUAUUUUUAAUUGCUUUCUAAACUUACCGAAAAGCGAAACGAACAUAUAACUGACUUUUCUGACUCGAGAUCGCUAUGUAAGCUCGCCAGCAUUUUGUUAAAAUCACACAAACGACGUGUCUCCGAUUCUUGACAGUAGCGGCAAUCGAAAGCAAUGAUCGGUGGUAAUCGCUUUCGUUCUAACAUUUAUACUUCGUACUAACCUUGUGAAAACAUAUCUUAUUUGUGUAUUGCCUAGUUCCAGGCAGUACAAAGACUUGUUAUUAUUUUAAAGAACACUUCCUUUUGAUAAAAGUUCGAUUUUAUUACCCAACAUACCAUAUUAGGUAUCGAGGAUGACACAUGAUGAUUAUAGAAAUCAACUUUUCUUAAUUCGUUUCAAAUUCACGCUAAGUUUCCUUCCAAUAACGUCAGGUGUGAGGACAGGAAAAAGUGAUUGGGAGCCAGAUUUACAAAGUCUAAUGUUAUAUAUGGUAAAUUAUUUCGAGUUUCAUAGAAGCUCUUUUAAAUUCUUUUUGUAACACGUGAUGUCCACCUCCUUUGAAGAUAGUUAUUAGUAUAAUUUUCACUAAAGUGUCUUGCAAUAUUCGGGCCGAGUUUUGAGUUUUGAGAUUUUACAUUUUUAUUUUAACGUAUAUUAAUAAUUAUGAACUAAGAAAAAUAUUUAAAACACAGCAACUUCAAUAUCCUUGCAUAUACUGCACUAUAAUCUCCUCUAUACAUAACACUUACAUUUUUGACCAAAUGGUUGUCUCUUGUGCGCUGACAUAAAUAAUUAUCGGUAUACAUUAACGAUAUUUGUUUAAAAUUCUUUAAAAGAUCCCAUAGUUAUCCAUUGAGUACCACCGGAAUAGUGAUUGAUGUGUAUUUGUAUCAAUCUCAAAUAUUUAAGGUCAGCCCCAUAAACUGCAAAAAAAUUAUUUCAACCUCAGCUUGCUUUCAAGGGCCGCAUAUAUUGCAGUAAAUUAAAGGAGAACAUAUUUAUUUAUUUUAAAGUCUUUUAUUUUCCUCUUAAUACCGAAAAAGCAUUAUAUUUACCUUCGUUAAUUGAUUCUGUCUACUUUUUUCCCAAACUUAGCAAGAUAACACGAAAGUUUUUAAAAAUCUGUUUACUCGAGAUCGAUGACAUUUCAGUUGCACUUUGUGAAAUUCUUGGAAAUUUUAAAAACGACAUUUUUGUAAAUAUAUAAUUAGUUAUAUUUUAUUAUAUAUGACAGUAUAUCAUUUUUCAUACAAAAGCGUAUACUUAGUAUAUGUGUAUAUGUAUAGCUAAUAAGAAAUUGAUUACAAUUUAGUAUUAGUGUUAAAAAAUCAAAAUCAAACUCCAUUACUGUUGACUAAUGAAAGAAAGUCUUAAACUUCAACACAAACAUAUCGAACAUUUUAUGAAUUGCCAAAGUUUUUACUAAUAUAAAUAUGCUGAUAGUGAGUAUAAUUACGAAAAUGAUAUUGGGUAGUGUAACAAAAAUUUUUUUGCCACAUAACAAUGUAGUGAAUAAUACAUAUAUUUUUGGAUAAAAAGUUUAUUUUUAAAAUUUUCUUAUGUAUUUGUGAAGAAAUCUAUAUCAAAAUUGAACUUUGUAGAUGCUUUGUGUAUUCUAUGCAAUUAUUUGACUCAAGUAAGAAACUACUUUCAUAAUUUGAUAAGCAAGUUUUCUUUACACCAAUAAAACAUUCCAGGAUAUUUGCCAAAUCAACAGUGAUAAGUAAUAUUACACACAAGCCAACACAAGCAUGCAUAUACAGCAUAUAAGAAAUAAACUAUAUAACAGGCAGAAAAAAUUAAAAAUAAAUCAAUAAAGAAUACUAAUUUGUAAUUUUUUCAUGCAGCCAAUCAAAUCAACAGUGGUGCUCACUUAUGCCAUGCGCCUAAGACACUUCUCUUUGUAAAUUUCUUACAAGACCAACAACAAGAGUAAUAUUGUGUGGUCUUUUAGUUAAAGCAAAAAUGAAAUGUUGUAUCUAACUCAUUUUAACUGUAAAUAUAAGUUUUGUAAUUUAACUUAAAUUUCAUACUUAACAAAUUUUAAAUAACAUACAGACUAAUAUACAUGCAAACAUGAUAUAUAUGUACAUGUAUUUACACGAAUACAUAAACAUUAGUUAGUAGAAGGUAGAGUGUUGUAAAUACGCAAUUGAGGCGUGGCAAUAUAAAAAUUUGUAACCUGCUCCGUAGGGGAGUUUUAAUCGGGAUAAAUAAAUAAUUAACAUGAAAUGAAAAUCCAAAUGUGCGCCAAUCUAACCAAAAAUUACUUCUAAGUACUCGUACAGUCCAAAUUUUCUAUUUAUAAGCCAAUACAUGUCAAAGGAAUAAGGAAACAAAAAUCAAAAUUUCAGAUAUCUUUGAAAAAUUUAACUAAUAUGUCCGAGCUCAAUUAAGCGCUAAACCAAAUAUUAAAAAUAAAAAACAACAACAACAAGCAUAUACAUAAAAUGUGUUUUGAAUAUAAUUAAAUUCCUAAGUAUUCGUAACUGUAAAAUAAAUAUUGUGUAUUUACUUGCAAACUUAACAAAUUAAAUUAACAAUGCCAUAACUAUAUAAAGUAAUAAUAAAAAUCUUAAAAACUAAUUAAAAUGUAUUAUAUGUAGUUAAGUGCGAUAAUUGAUAUAUUGUAAAUAUUUGUCAUUACGACUACUGUAAUUCAAUGUAUGAGCAGGAAAUGUGAAAACAAAAGAAUUAUUAAGUCAAAUGUAAAUUAAAUAAUAAAUAUUUGUUUGACGAACGACC
Molecule: messenger RNA, 6270 nt
Organism: Bactrocera oleae (olive fruit fly)
Lineage: Eukaryota; Metazoa; Arthropoda; Insecta; Diptera; Tephritidae
Gene: beat-IIIc
Product: beaten path IIIc
Biological process (GO): motor neuron axon guidance
Source: RefSeq, a predicted model, not a curated record